Molecule: messenger RNA, 789 nt
Organism: Trypanosoma cruzi
Lineage: Eukaryota; Euglenozoa; Kinetoplastea; Trypanosomatida; Trypanosomatidae
Product: mucin-associated surface protein (MASP), putative
Exons: 1
Coding region: 1-789 (262 amino acids)
Source: RefSeq, a predicted model, not a curated record
AUGGCGAUGAUGAUGGCUGGCCGUGUGCUGCUGGUGUGUGCCCUCUGCGUGCUGUGGUGCGGUGCUUCGGUGGUGUUGUCGGCGGCCGGUGGUUUUACUAGUGACAGAAGUGAUACGGCAGAGAAUAUGGUUUUACUUUGGUAUCCUGAAACUAAUAAGACAUGCAAGGAAAACAGUACGAAGGGAGGAAUUUUGGAUGAGUCAGCGUUUAAGAGCUGUAUGCAUAAAUCGAUGAAGGAGAUUUGUGAAGUUUAUUAUAAUAUGGCGUCGACUGAUUCUGAUGACCCUGAAGCCGAGGAGAUUUGCAAGAAGUACACUGGCGAUCCAGUUGAGGCCGCAGAAUCCUCAACACCGCAAGACAAACUGUCGCCUGGUGCGGAAACACCGGUGGCAGCACCAACUCCAGAAACAUCGAAGGGCGGUGCAGCAGAAAUGGGAUCAACACCGGGAAUACCAGCGGGUGAUUCACCAGCAAAUCCAACAGAAGGGUCACAAUCAACCUCAGAUGCCAACGAUACUGCAAAUAGUGAAGCUGAAAAGGGCAUUACAGAGGUGAUGCCGAAGAAUGCACCGGAAUCCAACGCCACGGGGAAAGAAGAAGAGAAAAGAAAUGAAAGGAAUCACAAUAACACGAAGACAACACCACUCGACGCCGAUGCAAUGCAACGUAUCACGUCGAGUGCAGACAGUGACAGCAGCACCGCGGUCUCCCACGCCACCUCCCCUCUUUUGCCUCCUCUUCUUCUUGUUGUUGCGUGUGCGGCUGCUGCUGCGGUGGUGGCCGCGUGA